Rosa rugosa (rugosa rose) is the source of this 2067-nucleotide messenger RNA. Its product is annotated as L-ascorbate oxidase homolog. Gene Ontology annotation, molecular function: oxidoreductase activity; copper ion binding. Lineage: Eukaryota; Viridiplantae; Streptophyta; Magnoliopsida; Rosales; Rosaceae. The transcript has 3 exons. Bases 111 to 1769 code for a protein of 552 amino acids. The record is from RefSeq and is a predicted model, not a curated record.
AUUUGGAACAACAGAUCUGAGCGCAUUAAAGCCAUAUAUAUACACACCCCUUCUUCUUCUAGUUUAGGCAUUAAGGUGUGGAUACAUAAAGUGAAACCGCCAGGAGAGAGAUGUCCGGAAUGAUGCUUCUGCUGCUGCUAUGUCUCUCACUGGGGACAAUUUCAGUCGUGCACUGUGGAGACCCUACCAUAAACUUCGAAUGGAAUGUCACCCAUGGAACCCUCUCUCCACUGGGAGUCCCACAGCAAGUCAUUCUCAUCAAUGGCCAAUUUCCUGGUCCCAACAUUAAUUCCACCACAAACAACAACGUAGUCUUGAACGUGUUCAAUAACCUGGACGAGCCAUUCCUUUUGACAUGGAGUGGUAUCCAGCAGAGGAAGAAUUCAUGGCAAGACGGAACACCUGGAACUAUGUGCCCCAUACCCGCGGGUAAGAACUUCACCUAUCAGUUCCAGGUGAAGGAUCAGAUUGGCAGCUUUAUAUACUAUCCAACAACUGCUAUGCACAGGGCUGGCGGUGCAUUCGGCGGUCUCCGCGUGAAUAGUCGUCUAAUGAUCCCAGUUCCUUAUGAUACUCCGGAGGAUGACUACACUGUCCUCAUCGGGGACUGGUACACCAAAAGCCACAACGCUAUCAAGAAACUACUUGACAGCGGUCGCAGUAUGGCCAGGCCUGACGGUGUCCUCAUCAACGGUAAAGAUGCAAAGGGCGACGGUAAAGACGAGCCCCUCUUCACCAUGAAAGCCGGCAAGACCUACAAGUAUAGGAUUUGCAAUGUAGGUCUUAAGAACACCCUUAACUUUAGGAUCCAAGAACACUGGAUGACGUUAGUGGAGAUGGAGGGCUCCCACACCGUCCAAAAUACGUACCAGUCACUUGAUGUGCAUCUCGGGCAAUGCAUGGCGGUGCUAGUCACAGCUGACAAAGACCCCAAAGACUAUUACAUGGUAGCAUCCACAAGAUUCACCAAAAGCGUGCUCACCGGUAAGGGCAUCAUACGUUAUGAAAAUGGUAAGGGCCCUGCUGACCCCGAGCUCCCUGAGGCCCCAGAAGGAUGGGCAUGGUCUCUUAACCAGUUCCGCUCCUUCCGUUGGAAUCUCACUGCUAGUGCUGCUAGACCUAAUCCUCAGGGCUCCUACCACUACGGAAAGAUUAACAUCAGUCGCACCAUCAGACUCGCCAACGCCGCAUCCAAGGUGGAUGGCAAGCUACGCUACUCUAUAAACGGAGUCUCCCAUGUGGACCCUGAAACCCCACUCAAGCUUGCUGAAUACUAUGGAGUGGGUGACAAGGUGUUCAAGACUGACACCAUCAAGGAUGAACCCCCAGAGGACGAGACCAAGGUAGAGGUCCAUCCCAAUGUUGUGAAUCAAACCCACAGAGACUUUGUGGAGAUUAUCUUUGAGAACCACGAGAAGAGCCUCCAGACAUGGCACGUGUCGGGAUACGCCAUCUUUGCCGUCGCCAUCGAGCCAGGGAGAUGGGACCCAGAAAAAAGGAAAAACUACAACCUUCUUGACGCUGUGAGCAGGCACACAAUCCAAGUGUACCCCAAAUCAUGGGCUGCCAUCAUGACCUCAUUCGACAACCCCGGAAUGUGGAAUAUUAGGUCAGAACAUCCGGAAAGGCGCUACCUAGGGCAACAACUCUAUAUCGCCGUUCCUAAUCCUAGCCGUUCUACAAGGGACGAGUACAAUAUGCCAGACACCGCCCUGGUCUGCGGCAUCGUUAAGGACAUGCCCAAGCCGCCCCCACCUUACGGGAACUAAUUAAUGGAGAUAUUUUAUCACCGUGCCAUGCUGCUUCACACUGAGCUCGAUCGAUAGAGAGCCAGAGGCGUGUGAGUGACUUAGUCGUGAUCAUCGCAGUAUAUGUAUUUAUUGUUGCAGGCAAUUUUAAUUAAGAAGCAAGGAGAGUUAGAAGAAUGGUAAAGAAUAAGAAGGGUUGGAACGACAUAAAGGAUUGUCUAAUCCUCUAGACGUUUUUCUUUUUCAUUUCCUUUUCCUUUUUCCUUUUUGUACUUCAUAUUUUGACUAUAUGUUACGUACUCGAUCUCUUUUAUCCCUC